Messenger RNA from Rotaria socialis, 507 nucleotides. NCBI's taxonomy places the organism in Eukaryota, Metazoa, Rotifera, Eurotatoria, Philodinida, Philodinidae. The record is from the annotation of a GenBank genome assembly.
AUGACAGACAAAAAAAUGAAGAAGAAGGCUCAACGUGCCACAAGUAACGUUUUCUCCAUGUUUGAUCAAAAACAAGUGCAAGAAUUCAAAGAAGCAUUUAAUCUCAUGGAUCAAGAUCGCGACGGCACAGUUAGUAUGGACGACUUGAAAGAAGUCUAUGCUUCACUCGGUAAAGCACCAAAAGAUGCCGAAUUAAAAGCUAUGCUUGAUGAAGCUCAAGGUCCAGUUAACUUUACGACAAUUUUGAGUUUAUUUGGAGACCGAUUAAACGGUACAGAUGAAGAAAAUGUUAUAUUAAAUGCAUGGAAAAACUUCGAUAAGGAAGGAACUGGAUUCAUAAAUCAAAAAAAUUUACGAGAAGUUCUUACAUGUGAAGGUCGUCCUGAUGAUCGAUUGACCGAUAUGGAGUUCAGUCAAAUGCUUGAUGGCGCCCCAAUAGAUCCAAAGGGAAAUCUUGACUAUGCUGCAUUUACUCGACAAAUCAAACGUGGCAAAGAAGACGAAUAA